UGACGCUGGCAUCUCCACGUUAGGUACCGAAACACAGCGAACAGCGGACCACUGUCCGUCCUGCUCCGGUAGGGAGACGACACAGAGCCACUGACUCAGGACGUGACUGAUAGCGACUAGCAAAGUAUCUGCUUCCGAGAAGAUUUCCUCUGGGAAAAAGCGGAAAAACUGGAUGUUGGGGGGGAAGAAACCGUCAAAUAUUUGUAUUUUCUACAAGAGAGGUCGCGAGCUAAAACAGCCGUGUUCGCUUCUGCUGGAGGAGUCGGUCAAGUGCGGUGAACUUUGGGCUUAUCAUUUUCUUCUUUGAUAGUUUGCAACUUUCUCAGGGUAUAUGUAACUGCACUUUAUUCGACAUUAUCACGACGGGAGGUUAAUAUUAACCCACUGGAUUUGAACAUGUUCGCAGUUAAUGAUUUACUAAAAAGCGUUCUUGUGGUAGAUCCACUUUGCUGAUAGGCAUUUUGCUGGAGGCAUUGUGGCUCUUUUGUAAAGUGCACUUUCAAGGUUAGCCUGCUAAUAAUAACGCAACAACUUUGAUGUUGAUUAAAUGAGACGUGCGCUCUAGUGGGUUACUCCCGCUAGAGAUACAGCGCAGUAGGCUAAAGAAAGGUGAGACGGUGUGUAAACUGUGAAAAGAAAAAAAGAGAAAAAACUUAAAAGGAGAAAGCUGUAUGAGCACGUGAGACAACUCACCGACAUUUAUGGAGGGGCAGUUUCUAGCGCUGCUCUGACUGUAGAUCUGGAAUGGAGCUCUUUCCCAUGAUGCAAGUGCACUGUUGAGGACUGUCGUAGCAUUCUUGCUAGGGGAAUUAGUUUAAAAACUAGAAUUUGUUUGUUCGCUACCGCUUGAACUAGCAAUACUGCGGGUGAAAACUUGCAGAAGGCAUCUUGUUACACCGUCGGGAGAACGACGACUGAUUCCCCCCUCGCGCCCAGACCAUGGCCUCCACCUUAUGGAACAGCUGCUUCUCGUUGCUCUGGAGACGGACCUUCCUCGCGCUGUGGCUGUGUGCGCUCGUUGCGCGUGGAGCGGAGGAUGGCAGCGCCUUCAACUCAGAGGCGUGGCUGAGGAUGUACGGUUACCUGCCCCAGGCCAGCAGACAGAUGUCCACCAUGCGAUCAGCUCAGAUUCUGUCCAACGCAAUCAGCGACAUGCAGCGCUUCUACAGCCUGGAGGUCACUGGACAGAUGGACCCUCAAACCAUCAGUGCCAUGAAGAGACCCCGCUGCGGUGUGCCUGACAAGUUCGGAGGCCAGAUCAAAACCAACGUGCGGCGGAAGCGCUACGCCCUCACGGGACAUAAAUGGAACAAGAGCCACCUCACUUACAGUAUCCAAAACUACACUCCCAAGAUUGGAGAGUAUAACUCAUUUGAAGCCAUCCGUCGGGCCUUCAAAGUCUGGCAGAGUGUGACCCCAUUGACUUUUGACGAAAUUCCCUACCAGGAGAUCAAAUAUGGACGCCGCAAGGAGCCCGACAUUAUGAUCUUCUUCGCUUCGGGUUUCCAUGGAGACAGCUCUCCUUUUGAUGGGGAGGGAGGCUUCCUAGCCCAUGCCUACUUCCCUGGACCUGGAAUGGGUGGGGACACACACUUUGACUCCGAUGAACCAUGGACCAUAGGAAACCACAACGUACAAGGUAAUGACCUCUUCCUGGUGGCAGUCCACGAGCUGGGCCACGCCCUUGGUUUGGAGCACUCCAACAACCCCCUGGCCAUCAUGGCUCCCUUUUACCAAUGGAUGGAGACGGAGAACUUCCAGUUGCCUGACGACGACCUGCGGGGCAUACAGCAGAUCUAUGGUCAACCAGACAGUGGCCCCACCCAGGCCCUGCCCACCGUGACACCCCGUCGCCCAGAGCCCAGGCCGCCUCAAAUCCCACCUCGGCACCCUGACCGCCCCAAGACCACUGAAAGACCAGAUCACUAUGGACCCAAUAUCUGUGAAGGGAACUUUGACACGGUGGCUAUGCUCCGAGGAGAGAUGUUUGUUUUCAAGGGCCGUUGGUUCUGGCGGGUGCGUAGGAACAGGGUUCUGGAUAACUACCCCAUGCCCAUCGGUCACUUCUGGAGGGGUCUGCCUGGAGACAUAGACGCCGCCUAUGAGAGACACGACGGCAGGUUCGUCUUCUUUAAAGGUAACAGAUUCUGGCUUUUCAGGGAGGCUAACCUGGAACAGGGCUAUCCAUUGGAGCUGGUUGAUUAUGGUCAAGAUAUUCCCUACGACCGAAUAGACACAGCCAUCUGGUGGGAGCCAUCCGGCUUCACUUACUUCUUUCAAGGAGACAGGUACUGGCGCUUCAACGAGCAGUCACGCUUGGCUGACCGGGGCUACCCGAAACCAAUCAGCGUCUGGGGAGCGUCAGUGCCCUCCUCUCCCAAGGGGGCCUUCCUCAGCGAUGAUGGAGCCUACACCUUCUUCUACAAGGGUUCCAAGUACUGGAAGUUUGACAACCACCGCAUGAAGAGCGAGCCAGGCUACCCCAAGUCCAUCCUGAGAGACUUCAUGGGCUGCAGCGUGGACCUGGACCAAGACAGAGACACGGACACAGACGCCGGACGCAAAUACCCAGACGUGAACCGCCCGCCGUUCAACCCGGACGCAGACGGACGCGACGGCGACAAGGGCAAAGACCGCGAGGGGACGGACGGCGGCGGGACGGACAAAGACACGGGCAAAGGGUCGGACGGCGACAAAGACGAAGACGACCGCGAGGGACGCGAGGAGGACACCAACGAGGUGGACGUGGUGCUGAAGGUGGACGACAGCGAGGAGCGGACCAUGAACAUCCUGAUGGUGACCAUCCCGCUGGUCCUGCUGCUGUGCAUCCUGGGGCUGAUCUACGCCAUCAUCAACACGCUGCAGAGCAAAGGGGCGCCGCGGCUGCUGGUGCACUGCAAGCGCUCGCUGCAGGACUGGGUCUGACCCCUGACCUUAAGGGACACUGAACUAUAUGAACCUAAAGUUGGACCUUAGACACCACCCUCCUCUAAUCCAAGCCUCUUCCCAGCGACCCGUCUGUCUACAGUCUCUGUGCUCAGUGGCUCCCGCAAACUGUGGUAGUAGAUCCAAUAUCGUACUGACACACACACACACACACACACACACACACACACACUAGAAGCAAGCAUAGAUUAUGUCUUACUUAUACAUACCCCCACACACACCACCCUAAUCUCCUCCUGUCUCCCAUGGUGCUCUACAAUGCGUUGACUGUAGUCUAUUUAUAUGAGAGAAGUUUGCACAUUGUUUUUUUUCUUCAUGUUUUGGUUCAUUUUGUGUGACUUUAUGUUGUUGUUAUUAUUAUUUCUGAACCAGGAAGAGCGUUCUAUUCUCUCUCCCAUCUCUGCACCGCCUUCCUCCUUCCCCUGAUCUCAGUAGGGUCUUUGUCCUCGCCGCCGCCGCCGCCGACUCCACAUCUGCUUACAUUAUCACAGUUGCCGCAAAAGAAAGAAAUGCAAAGGGUUCGAAACGAGAAAGCCAUUUGUAGACAGACUACUACGCUUUAAGCAGGGCUCGGUAGCGUUCCUUCCCCCUUUCACCAUCGUUGUCUUCUCCUUCGUCUUGCUCCAUCUCUUCCCUUUGCUCUGCAGUACAGUGUGUCACACGGUGGGAGGUGAGCGAGAGAGAAACAGGGUUAAGUUACAACAGAUAUUUCGUGGCAGUUUACAUUCAGAGGUAUUUUGAGGCAUUGAGCCUGGAUAUUAUCCUCCCUUUGACUCCCUCUGACAGAGACUGGGCUGGGGGUGUAUCUCUGAAGGUUGGAGGAGAAUUUAGUAUGUCGUCAUACAGGCACCACUUUGGUUUUAAAGGAUAAUUCUAGUUUAUUACGACUUCAAUCUUAUUUUGAAUGGUAAUUUCAACAGUAACAAUAACACUGGACUCAUCAAGUGAAUUUCUGAGAUCUGGGAAUUAAAUUAAAAUAAAUUUAAGCUAUAGUGUCAAAUCAUAACAGGGGUUAUCUCACUUUACAGAUAGAGAAGGUCUAGGCCAAACUCUAUAAUUUACAGAGACCGAACAAAAAAUGAAGACAGACGGUAAAAUGAUUACCACAGACCGUCUGUUGUAAACAUUCAAGUUUACGUACCACCUUCCUGGUUCUACUUUGACCUACCACACUUGCCGUAGUUCUGUUCACACACAGCACACAUAUGUACAGCAAACUACACCCUCUGUCCUUAGACCCUCGAUUCGGAUAAGGAAACAAAACUUUAAUGGGGGAAAGAGCCACGGUAGCUUUUUCCUAGUGCUUACAGUCUUUAAGACAAGUACAAUGUUAUAAUAAUAGAUAGAAAUUGUCCCAAGUUGUAAUAAAUAAUAAUUAUCCUUUAAAUUCUGACUACAGAUGCCUUGUUUUCCUUCUGCUCACAUAGUUGGACAAUCGGUCUACCUUCUCUCUUUUCCUUAUUUGGAAACCAUUUAAAAACCUCUUUGGCUGAGAGGGUACUGACUUUAAAGGGGAUCUCUUCCCUUAACUUUCAUUUAUGUGGCUUCCCUUCAGUCAACAAUAAGACAUUUUCUUUCCUUUCUGCAAGAGAGGAGACAGACUAAUGGUUCAUUUAAAAAUGUCACCUCACUGUGAAAUAACACAAGAGAAAGGGCAUUCACUGCACAUCACUGUGUGUGUGUGUGUGUGUGUGUGUGUGUGUGUGUGUGUGUGUGUGUGUGUGUGUGUGUGUGACAUAAAACAAGAAAGGAACAAAGCAAAGCCAUGGCCUUAAACGUAGGAACAGGAUGUAACACCACACAUGUAACAGCAGCGGCAGGGGGCAGCUAACGUACCGUUUCUAACGGACUUUUUUUACUGCUAGUGUUUUGUUCAAAGGACAAUUUGAGGAACGUCACAGAUGAGCCGCGGUCUAUCUGUUGUAAAGAUAAUGUAGCUGUAAGCACCAGGGUGGGCUCGGGCCACGCAGGCUCUAAUCCUCUUCAUUAAAAAACAGCAGGUGUGUGCAAAUGCUGUUAACCCCCGCAACCCCUAAACUAAACCUUGAACUCCCAAAACACUCUCCACUCCCCUUUCAUCUCGCAAGAUCAGAGAUGGGUCGAAGGGGAGUGUGGGCACAGAAAGAAUGUCCAUCUUAACUACUCAUUAUAUCUUAAAAAUGUUUGAUGUAUUUUUUUCUGCUGUUCCUGGCAGCCAUUGAUUUCCAUUUAUUUUUGUAGAGAAUGAAAAUCACGCAAAUUAUUAAAAUGCAAAAAAUAAUUCACUUGGAUGGAUCAUACAACUCAACUACAAAGCAAGUGUUCUUUUAGAGUUUGCUUCAGUUUACUGUUUUUUAUACUGUACAGAAAUGAAUGGAAACUAAUGGCUGCCAUGGAGACAUACAUCGAAAAAACAAUGUUUAACUAAGAGUAAAACUAUUCAACAAAGAGAAGAUAAUUUCCCUUGACCCAUGUGAAUACAUGUUCAAUAAUGACAAACAAAGACAUUAACCCAUAUUUCUGCGGCAUAAGCAGCCCUUCAUUUUCAAGACAUUUAAAAUGUGUAGCGGCAGUGGAAAAUGUGAAAUGAUCUAAUCAUCGCUAGUUUCUAAAUAAAAAGUCUGAGUUUAAAAAAGCAGCCUGAUGAGGAGAUGAGAGAGAGAGUGUGUAGGAGUGGACGGCUUUAGAGUGCAACUUCACAUAUGAAUGGAAGGAAGGCUUAUCGGAGGUAGCAUUUGGAAGUAAGCUGCCAAUCUGACCAGAGGGGGCAUAGCUCAGCCGGCUCAUGUUACAGAUGUGGAAGGGGGUGGGGUGGCGGGGGGGUGAAGAGAGACUGAAUUUCUUGUUGCUGAGACAAGGGAAGGGGGAGGGAGGCUGACCCCUGACUUGCUAAGCUUGGAUCUCAGGAAUAAGGAGGGUGUAUAGAGAGAGAGACAGAGCAAGAGAGAGAGAGAGAGAGAGAAAGAACUUUGAUGGCUCUAUCCCGCUGGCAGUAGCUCAUUACCCAAAUUCUCCUGCUAUCUCAACAACAGUUCCUGCCAAAGAGGAAACUUUUGCUUACAAGACAGAGUUUUUUCAGCAAUACUUGCUGCAAGUGCUUCACUUGUAGUUGCGAAUAUACCCAGUUACAUGUAGCUAAGUGGGAUGUAACUAAGUACAUUUACUCAAGUACUUUACCUGAGUCUUUUCUUUUUGUGCCACUUUCUCCUUCUACUCCGCUCCAUUUGAGAGAGAAAUAUUGUACUUUUUACUCCACUACAUUCACCUGACAGCUGUAGUUACUUUACAAAACACAUGUAGUUUCUAAGAUACAAUGUCUUAUUAUAAAUUAAACUACAAUAUAACAAACUACAGUUGGCUACAACUGAUGAUGAUGAUGAUAAGUGAAGGAUCUUAAUACUUCUUCCACCACCGCUCACAGUGGCAGCUUCUUCCGUCCGCCGUUGACAGACAGUACCGAUACACAACACGGCUGUUCCGUUACCUCCCCUCCAGCUAGGUGCAGACAGGUUGAGGUGAGACACCCACGCAGACAGGCGGUAGAGUUAACAGGACACUUAACUGCAAGGAAGAAAAAGGAAGAACGUAAUAAGCCGUCACCAGAAGUCUAGAGAUUGAUCUGUGGCCAGUCAAUAGCUGUUGCCAGGAAACGGUGUCCUGUGUCCAUCGCUCACCUCCUCACCAUCAGGGUUUGGGGGGGGUGGUGGGGGGAGGGUUGACGGACGUAGCUAAUCAGCGUUAAAAGCACCCCCCUCCACCCCUCCUCUGUUCUCCCCUGUUCUUCCAUUGGUCCUCCAGGCCCAUCCGUGCUUAGACAGCCUAGUGUCUGGACAGGCUUAGAAAAUGUCGACUCAUUGUACUCGACACAGUAUUGUGUGUACGGAGUUCUCGUUCAUCAACCCCUCCUUUUCUCCACCGUGACUUCCACGCAGCAAUCCCACUGGGAGUUACCCACUUCAAAAGCUAAAAUAACCACUCAAAAGUAGAAAAAAAAUGAAGUGUACCAGAGUUUUCUUUAUUUGAAAAAACAGUUUCUGCGAUCCGGCAGCUCGAGAGAUUCUCUGUAGGGUGACACUGACAGGGAAUCCUUGUCUUAGGACAGCAAGCACAAGAGAAAACUAUUGAAAACGCUGGGAAAGAAAGCUGUCCACGCUGAUUGAUGCAUGUGUGUGUGUGUGUGUGUGUGUGUGUGUGUGUGUGUGUGUGUGUGUGUGUGUCGAGGUGUUUAGUUAAUCAGCUCUACUCUCCAUAAGCGAAGGCUGGUUUCCUGACUGUAAAUCUCCCACACUCUCUCUAUCACCCCCCCCCCCCCACACACACACACACACACUCAGCCCAGCCCUGCCCACUAAGCCCGAGGGGAUCAUAAUAACAACAAUGGCCUUCUCUCUCUCUCCCUCUCCCUCUCUCAGAAACACACUCUCUUUCUCCUGCGCCUAUUUUCCCUCUCCCUAAUACACACACACACACACAAACACGUUAUUGUCUUCCCCAACCUCACCUUCCUCCUCCCCCCUCCUUAGGAAACUAGUCCGGGCCAAGGUCCAGCCUCACACAGCAGAGCCUGUUUUUAGAUCCAGCAACAUCUAAUAAUGUGGAAGGAUUCACUUCCAAACACCGUACCUAAGUUAUUUUAUGGUCAUAUUGCCCCCUCCCCGUUUGUUUUGGAGUUCAUUGCCUCGAUGCAAAGUUGAGGUUAGGUUAGGGCAUCGCUGAGUUUCAUCUCUCUCAGGAUGGGUUUCUGUAAACACUGCAUGUGAAGCGUUCCUUAUUCAGCCCCGCUGUUUGCCUUUAUACCUUGCUCUUUUUUUUGUCUUUUGUUUUUUGUUUAUUUUAAUGAACAUCUCGGUUAAAAAAUCUCCACAAUCACUCAGAAGGCACGUACGCUUCUAGCCAUGCCUGCGCUCUCCACUCUGUGCACUUGUGUUGUGUUUUUCAGCUUCCUGAGGUCACCGCGUAUACCUGCACUUAAUAACGGCAAGCUUCAAAAAGUCAUUGCAUCAGCCCUGUGCAAAGUCUAGCUCGGCAGGGGAAAACCGGAUCAAUAAAUAACGGACUGAACAGGACAAAGGAGGAAAAAAAAAUAAAUAAAUAAAGAUCUGUCCAACGUGACAUGCAGUACGACUGUGUUCUGUUUCACUUCCACUUGGGUCAACCUUGUGGCUUAUUAUGGCUGGAACCCAAAAGGAUCGUGGGUUGUCCAGAUGCUUCUCUCUUUUCCCAGCGUGCAUCUCACCUUGCAUUGACCCCCCCUCCCCCCACACCAUCCACUCUGAAACCACUCAUUUUAGCACCACUCGGCUAACUCGACUGCACGCCCCGGGGGGGACGAGACAGAAAAGACAGCUGACAAAUGACUUUCAGCACCUGAGUGGGGACGAGUGCAUCGGAUCAGCUCUCACGGUGCUUCAGACAGGCAUUGGAAGUCUUGAGCGGCCCCCGCUGCUUUCAUCCACUAACCGCAGCUCCAGUAGAGAGUAGAGUCGGAUGGAUUCAGUUCUUUCUCACACUGACCGUCAGUAGUGGAACUUGGCAUCUCACACUUGGCCUCUCUUCAUUACUACCUGAGUAAUGGUUCAGUGACUUUCAGAAGAAAAAAAACUUAACCAUCGUCCUUGACUGGGAUAAGAAAAAAAAAAGCAGCAGUCAAUAAAAAACAGAUGAGGUUAUUGUUUAUCUUUGAUAAUUGUCUUUUUUUGAUUGUAUUUUGUGCUUUUUUUUGUCUCUCCAAACUUGAUAGGAUAUUUUUUUUGUUAAUAACAUUCCAAUUCUCUUUUUUUUUGUUGAUUGGUUGUUAGUGGGGUUUUUUUUCUGUAGAAAACGUAAGAUUUUAUACAUUUGUGUUGUUGUGUGUUCACCUCUAGUUGAGUGUGUUAACAAAGCCAUGCUGGGCAUGUACACAUUAAAAAUUGCUCUGAAAAUAUG
Messenger RNA from Perca flavescens (yellow perch), 8850 nucleotides. It is a transcript of the gene mmp15b, whose product is annotated as matrix metallopeptidase 15b. The transcript has 10 exons. NCBI's taxonomy places the organism in Eukaryota, Metazoa, Chordata, Actinopteri, Perciformes, Percidae. Gene Ontology annotation, cellular component: extracellular matrix. Gene Ontology annotation, biological process: extracellular matrix organization; proteolysis; collagen catabolic process. Gene Ontology annotation, molecular function: metalloendopeptidase activity; zinc ion binding. The coding region runs from base 940 to 2925 and encodes 661 amino acids. The record is from RefSeq and is a predicted model, not a curated record.